UACUAAUCAUUUUGCGAUUGACUUGAAGCCGAAAAGUGGGGCGACGGACCAGCGUAUUCAUACGCAUGCGCUUCCUUUAUGGGUUUUGAUUGGUUGAAAGGAACCAAGAACGGUAAACAGUAAGAAAGCCAAGCUAACCUAAAAAUAUUCUCAUUAUGUUUUGUGUUGAUGUGUUGUGUUAGUCCUUUGGUGUAUUUUCUCUAAUAAUUGCGACUAUUAUCCUGUAUAUAUUUUAACCAAAAACUUUAUUAAACUUUGUUUGUUGUUAGUUAUUAGUAUUAGAGAUAUGGGUAGACUUUGUGCCUUAUGUCGUUCAAAGAAAAGCGAAGAAAUUUAGCUCCACGGAUUUCCUACAAAUAAGGAAAUGGAAGCCAAGUGGAAACUAGCUUGUGGAUUUGAAAAAUCUGAUUGUGUUAAAACCAUUGUCAUUUGCUCAAACCACUUUAAGGUGGAAGACUAUUAUACUAGAUUUAUUGGGUCAUAUGAUAAAAGGAAGUUAAAACCUAAUGCUGUACCAUCCGUGAAUGUUCCACAUAAGGAAUAUAUUUCUCCAAAUGUCGAACAGUUAUCAGCAGUGGAAAAGAAAAACGAGAGCGAUGAAUUUAGCGAAGUCCCUUCAAAAAAACUUAAGAUGGAUCUGAUGACAGAGAACAAAUCAAUGGAAACGAUUGUAUCAUCUCAACCUAAGUUUACUGAAUUACCCUCAACUUCUGCCUUAGAAAGUGAUCCAUUGUCAGGUGAAGAUGUUAAUGUUUCUACACCUAGAAAGAAUAAGAGAAUCAGAAGAUCAAGCCCAGAUGUUGCAACACCAAGACGUGCUAAGAGAGCUCUCUACCAGUCCCGAUAUGUUCAAGGUCAACUUCGGUAUAGGAUUAAAAAAUUGCAGCAAGAUAAAAGACGACUUGUAAAGAAGAUAUCGACAUUGAAGGAACUUGUAGAAAAAUUAAAAUCUAAGGCAUUAAUAAGUGAAAAUUGUGGCGAUGGUAAAGUUAUAAUGGUUAUAGUUAGUUAAUAUUAGAAGAUGGGUUGGAACCUUUGGUGUAGACACUAUCGGAGAUAAGUUCUGCGCACACCGAAACGAGAAGGUGUUAGUAACGCCCAAGUCAGAAGAACGAUUUUUAUUAUAAAAGUAAAAUCGCAACAUACAACUUUACAAUUUAUUAUUUAGGCAGCAAUCAAGGCUAUUGCUAUGUAUUGCAUGAGUAAAUAUCGAAGAGAGGACCGGAUGAAAUUGGAAGUUGUUUAUAGAUCUUUUUAAAAAGGUUAAAGAAAAUGGCAUACGAAUGGUUAUUCUUUAUUCCGACAAUUGCGGUGGUCAAAACCGUAAUCGUUUUGUUUUUGCGAUGUUUGCUUAUGCAUCACUGACUUUGGAUUUGGAAAUAACACACCGUUUUUUUGAAAUUGGCUACACGCAGAAUAAAAUGACAGCAUGCAUGCUAUGAUUGAAGUUGCAAAAAAAAACAUCACUGUUAUAUGCACUCCUGAUAGUCCUGAUCAGUGGAUUAGUCUAAUAAAACUGGCCAAAGUUACUGCCCCACAGUACAAAGAAAAAGAAAUGUCUCAAGAAGAUUUUGUAACUUUUAAACCAAUGGUAAAGAAACAAAACUGGAAAAAAGAUAUUACUGGAGAGGCUGUAAAAAUCAGCAAAAUCAGAGAAAUCCACUGCAAUCCAGUCUCCCAAUAAAAUAUUUUUUGUGUAUAAUUUUGGAGAAAAUCAUAAAGAACUAGACUUACAAACAAAAAAUACACGCAAACGUGAAGAAUAUCAAUUUCCAAGAUUGUAUCAAGAGUUGCUGCCAAUUGAUGGUAAAGAAUUAAGCAGUAUUUUGAGUCUGUGUAAGGCUAAUUUUAUACCACCGAUGUAUCAUGGAUUUUACAACUCCCUUCGGCCUGCUAGUAAGACUAACCACCAGGAAGAAAGUAAUAUUGACCAAGAAGAUGACUCUGACUGAAUUGUAAUAAAUUUUCCUUUUAUGUCAUUAUUGAUU
Messenger RNA from Anoplophora glabripennis (Asian longhorned beetle), 1988 nucleotides. RefSeq lists its product as uncharacterized. Gene Ontology annotation, molecular function: sequence-specific DNA binding. The record is from RefSeq and is a predicted model, not a curated record. NCBI's taxonomy places the organism in Eukaryota, Metazoa, Arthropoda, Insecta, Coleoptera, Cerambycidae. The transcript is spliced from 4 exons. The coding region runs from base 365 to 1012 and encodes 215 amino acids.